AUGGAUAGAAGAUUAGCUCUAUCUGAUUUAGAAAUACUCCAAACAUUAGGCACAGGCUCGUUCGGAAGAGUCCGCCUUGCCCGUGUUAAGCGCUCAGGCGACUACGUGGCUUUGAAAAUCCUAAAGAAAUACGAGAUCCUCAGAAUGAAGCAAGUCGACCAUGUCAUUUCAGAGUUUUCUAUCCUUCGUGUGAUCCGUCACCCUUUUCUGGUGAAUUUAAUUGGUUACACUCAAGAUGAUCGAUACUUGUACUUGGCACUUGAUUAUGUGCCUGGUGGCGAACUUUUCAGUUAUCUACGCAACGUGGGAAAGCUGGAAAACGACCAUUGUCGUCUCUAUGCAGCUCAGAUUACCUUGAUGUUUGAAUAUAUAGAAUUAUAUUAAUACAUAAAUAUAAUAAAAUGACUGUGUCUUAUUUUAAUAAUUUUUAAUGAUUAUUUUGAAUUAUUUUAUAGGCAGAUUUAGCUCAGUCUGGUCUAUAUGCAUUCGCUAAACAUCGUUUAUAGAGACUUAAAGCCAGAAAAUUUACUUAUUUCAGCAGACGGAUAUUUAAAGCUGACUGAUUUUGGCUUUGCAAAAACAGUUGAAGGGAGAACUUAUACACUUUGUGGAACACCAGAGUAUUUAGCUCCAGAAAUUUUAUUAAAUAAAGGCCAUGGGAAGCCAGUGGAUUGGUGGACUCUGGGGAUCAUUAUUUAUGAAAUGCAGGCUGGAAUUGACCCUUUUAGUGAUGACGAUCCGAUGGCAAUUUAUCAAAAAAUCCUCAAAGGGAAGGUUAAAUUCCCUCGAAAUUUCGAUAAAAACUCAAAGAGCUUAGCCCUUUUGACUGAAUAUUGUUUUAAAAAAAAAUAAUUUAAUCAGUAAAAUUAUCAUUAUUUAUAAUUUUAAUGAAGAGUUAGUCAAGCAUUUACUGGUUGCAGACCUUACUAAGCGUUAUGGCAAUUUGAAAAAUGGGGUGAAUGAUAUCAAAAACCAUCGAUGGAAUGCAGGACUUGACUGGAUAAGAUUGCUCCAAAAGCAGCUAGAUAUGCCAUACAGACCUACAAUCAGAGCACCAGAUGAUACGUCAAACUUUUCGCAUUACCCAGACUCAGGCACUUUAUCGCCUCCAGUAAGAACUUCAGAUGAUCCAUUUAUAGACUGGUAG
Messenger RNA from Blepharisma stoltei, 1147 nucleotides. The record is from the annotation of a GenBank genome assembly. Lineage: Eukaryota; Ciliophora; Heterotrichea; Heterotrichida; Blepharismidae.